This is a messenger RNA of Guillardia theta CCMP2712, 1770 nucleotides long. RefSeq lists its product as hypothetical. The annotation marks the transcript as partial. Gene Ontology annotation, biological process: regulation of cilium movement; cilium-dependent cell motility; axonemal dynein complex assembly. Gene Ontology annotation, cellular component: axoneme; axonemal dynein complex. The record is from RefSeq and is a predicted model, not a curated record. Lineage: Eukaryota; Cryptophyceae; Pyrenomonadales; Geminigeraceae. The transcript has 12 exons.
GAAGUAAAGAAAGCGAGGGCGAGGCUUUCCAAGUUUGCAAGUCAGAGGGAUGAAGAAGUCACGGACAUCAGAGUACAAGCUGAUGAUAGAGAAGCGCAAAGAAGGACGAACGAAGAAGCGUUGAGAGUUGACAGAAGGCACAAGCUUCUCUUUGAGGCAGAAAGCAGCGCAAGGCGGAAUGCAGCAAUUGCUAUGAAGUGGUCUUCUCUCUUUGAGAUCGACGUUCCGAUGGACUUGCACCAUGACAUGGAAGCACAACAGACAGCUUGCUGGCGAAUCAUCGAGGCCAAGGACAACCUGAUUCGCGAUUUUCAAGUAGAACUGAAGAACAAAGAUGAGCAGUAUGUGAAAGCUUUGCGUCAAGGGGUGCAAGACCUCGACAACCUCCAGGACUCCAUGGCAAGAAAUGCAUCCCGACAACAAAUGCUCUACGAACAAGAGCUGCUCAGCCUAGAAAGCAAUUUCGAGGCGGAGAGGAAAGAGUUGAUCGAACAGUGCAGGAAAGAGUGGGACAAGCUCUUUGACAAGAGUUUGCAGCAACAGCUCCGUCAGAAAGGGGAAAGAGAGAAGCGUGUGGAUCUCAAUCAAGAGAAGCUUGUGAUCGUUCAUCGACACGACACAGAAGAUUUUCAUACUCUCAAGGUGCGGCUGGAGACAGAAGUUCAGAACUUGGAGCAGCAGCUGGAGGACAUGAGGGCGACUUACCAGCUCAACACUGAGAAGCUCGAGUACAACUUCAGGGUCCUCCACGAGCGGAACGAAGAGAACCAGAACACGAUCAACGCAAACAAGCGCAAGCUUGCAAGGCUACAAGACAACCUUUCGAACCUGAUGGCGAAAUACACUACUCUUGAUAACAAGUACAAGGCAGAGAACAACGAGCUCUCAGAAUCGUACCAAAGAUACACCCAAUUCUUCAUGGACCUCAAAGAAAAGUUGUUUCACUUCCAGAAAUCAGAUUCCAAACGCUACUUUGAUGUCUGGAAUAUGCAUGAGCAGAUGAUCAAAGCUAAGUUGCUGAAGAGCUUGCAGGCUGAUAAAAUCAUCCAUGAACAGCAGCUCGGCCUCCUGUGGUUUCCGCCGAACGAAGAAGAGCUGAACCGAGUGUUCACCAAGUUCCGUGAAAGGGUGAGAAGAUGUGCGGUCCUGUCUUGGUCUCCGAUGACGUUUCGAUGUUCAAGGAUCUCCUGCUCUCAGGCCAUCGAGGACAUGUGCCAGAUGAUCUGCGACAAGACAGGCUUCCUACUUGACUUGCAGGUCAAGGACAUGCUGAAAAAGCUGCAGAGAGACAAAGGAAAGCUCUACCAGAUCAAAACUGUCUUGAAGGCCCUUGGAAUCUCAAAGGUCGAGGACGUCCAGCUCCUGCUCUCCUUCUUCCGCUUGGACAGCGACGAGGGCGGGUCAGAGUCGCACAGGAAUACCUCUCCUGCCUCGAGCCACGAGCAUCUCGAAGAAAGAGACAGCGAGCGGCAACUGGGAGAGAAACCCCGCGAGACCAGGACGGGCUUCUCGUCCAACCACCUGCCUGCAGGAGAGCACAAGAGCGUGUGGGAGCUGUGCAAAAAGGUGAUCUCCCCCGACACGAUCGUGGUGUGGAAGCAGCUCGAGCGGUUUCAGAAGCAGUACAACGUCAUUCUCCAGGAGAGAGCCAACCUGAUCGAGGAGGUCAACACGCUCGUGCAGCAGAACAAGGAGCUCAAGAUGCUGCUGAACCAAUAUCUCACCUCCAAGGUCAACAACCAGCUCUACAUCCCUCCCACGGCGACUAUC